Messenger RNA from Lethenteron reissneri (Far Eastern brook lamprey), 6061 nucleotides. Its product is annotated as formin-binding protein 1-like. Gene Ontology annotation, molecular function: protein binding. Lineage: Eukaryota; Metazoa; Chordata; Hyperoartia; Petromyzontiformes; Petromyzontidae. Gene Ontology annotation, biological process: signal transduction. The record is from RefSeq and is a predicted model, not a curated record.
UCCCAGCGAGAGAGCGAGCGUGAGCCACAUUCUGCGCUUCCUCAUCCUCCUUAUCCUGUGCUCGUGUUUAUUUGAUUUUAUUCUCCUUCUUAUCCUCCGCGCUCGUUCUCAGCCGCCGUGCCGCGGCCUCCGCCACCGCCACCAUGAGCUGGGGCAUGGAGCUGUGGGACCAGCUGGACAAUGUGGAGAAGCACACGGCGUGGGGGCUGGAGUUUGUCGACAAGCUGUCCAAGUUUGCGCGGGAGAAGGCGGAUAUAGAGCUGGCCUACGCCAAGCAGCUCCGAUCACUUGUCAAGAAAUACCAGCCCAAGAAAAGUUCGAAGGAGGACGAUGAGAUUCGGUACACGUACGUGUGCGCGAUGGAGAACCUGACAAACGAGGUGGGCGACUUCGCGGGCCAGAGGGAGCUCGUGGCCGAGACGCUCAUGGGGAAGGUCGCGACGGAGCUGCUGCGCGUGCACACGACGGUCAAGCACGAGCGCAAGACGAUGAUAAUGGAUGGAAAGCGCCAUCAGCAAAACCUGGAGAAUUGUGGAAAGCAGCUUGAAGUGGCCAGGAAACGGUACGAGCGGGAAUUCCGGGAGUGGGAGAAAGCGCAGCAGCUCCUGGAGAAAACGGAAUCGGAAGGCAUCAAGGCCGAGAUUGAUAAGGUCAAGCAGCAGGCCGCCCAGAGGCAGCGCGCGCACGAUGAGAGCAAGGCCGACUACGCGAUGCUGCACGCCACCUUCAACGAAGAGCAGAAGAAGCACUACUUCACCAUCAUGCCCGGCGUGUUGAAGUCCCUGCAGGAGCUCGACGGGCAGAGGGUGAGCGCGGUGGGCGCCGCCCUCACCAUCACCGCCUCCAGGGAGCAGGAGGUGCUGCCCAUUAUGUCCAAGUGCGUCGAGGGCAUGAAGAAGGCGGCGGACUCGGUGCAGCCCGACACGGAUGCACAGCGAGUCAUCGAGGCCUACAAGUCAGGCUUCCAGAUUCCAGGCGACGUCUCCUUCGAAGAUCUUAGCCAGGCGGGGUCACAUGACCUGGGAGCAUCUGGCAAAGGGAAGCUCAUUCUUUGGCCCUGGAAACGUACCAAGGGCCCCCCAGCUGAAGACUUCAGCCACCUACCCCCCGAACAAAGGCGCAAGAAGCUGCAGCACAAGAUGGAUGAAUUAAACCGUGACAUCACCAAGGAGUCGGACCAGUGCGUGGCGCUGCAAAAGAUGCGCGACGUGUACACUAAGAACCCGCAGCUGGGAGACACGGCCAUCCUCGACCCGCAGAUCCACGAGAACAAGCUGCGACUCGAUAAGCUCAAACAGGAGCUGCACAAGUACGAGACCUGGAUGGUGGAGGUGGAUGGAAAACCCCUGUCGCGUUCCAUCUCCUCUCGCACGAGCUCCUACCGAGUCUCUCAGGGACCGCCGGAGAGCCCCACGACCACGUGCCGCCCCUCGCAGCCCACCUCGUCCGAAUCGUUUGACGACGAGUUUGAUGACGACGAUGAUAUUUACGAGGCGGAGCCCCAGAAGGAACCGUUCAAGCAGUGUCGAGCCGCCUACGCCUUCCCUGGCGAUUCGGAUGGAACCAUAGCUGUGGCGGAGGGCGAGGUGCUGUGGGUGGUGGAGGCCGACACGGGGCAGGGCUGGACGCUGGUGAAGAGGCAGACGGGCCCGGCCCAGGGCUACGUGCCCACCACCUACCUGCUGCUGUGAGCGCCACCACGAGCGCGUGUCCAGCCCACAACAAAGUUCUCACCGAGCGAGCAUCUGGCGGGGGGGGGGGGGGGGGGCGGGCGGUGAGGGCGGUGCUCAUGUGUGUCCAUUGGUGGCCCUGAGCCGGCGGUGAAACUUCCAAGUUCCUAUGGCCGAGGCCAGUCUCUCGGUAUGACGGCCACUGUUGUUGACUUCUGACGAAUUGGUUGGUGCUAAUUUAUUUUCAUAAACCACGGAGAGAUCCAUGGGGGGGCGGGGGGGGGCGGGGGGGGGGCUGAAGCGACCCCCACCCCCCACCAGUUGAGCUCAUGACCAUACAAUUGUAGUGAGGUACACAAAUAAAUAAUAAAUAAUACAUAUAAUAUAUAUUCAGCAACUGAACAGCUGGCACUGUUGUCCUGAAUGUUCGACUCACAAUGCCAACGUUUGCCAAGUCGAAAUUCCAGUCAUGGGGUCGACUCAGCGGCCCAUCAUCCCUCCAGGGUGGAUAAAGUGUAGUACCAAUCACCAUUAAGUCACAGUAGAGGCCACUCUUCUGAUUGUGGGUCCCUGAAUGUGCCCUGACAGUGUAAAUAUUUUUGUCACUGGCGCUCUGAAUAUGCAUCCACAAGCGCGUAAACUCCAGGAGGGCACCUUUGACGACCGGGAGAGUGUUAUGUGGUGCUGGAACGGGGGGGGGGGGGGGGGGGGGGGGGUGUGACGUCUGCUUUGUUACCGAGGCAUUGCCCUGGAAUCUCAAGGAGCAUUUCUAACCAGAACUGGUCGCACGAUAACCAUCCUGAGAGUUGGGUCGUAUUCGCCGGGUUUCACAGCGUAGGGCCCAAAACUUGCGGUGUGAACUUCACCAGCAGCGCUGGAUUCUCACGCACCGCUACCGUUACUUUCGUUGGUUUCUCGACCCUUUUGCUGUCUGAAGACCCGGGAUCUUCACCUGCUGCUUUUUUUUCUUUCUGACGGGCCUCAAAUUAAAAUUGCCACAUAGUGCCGGCAGGCCAAGUGACAUCGCCAUGGCCUCUUUACGUCACGUGGGUUUUGUGACGUCGUUAGAAGUCUGCGCACGUGACUGCUUUUCCAUGCCUCCGCACCCCGGAUCUCCUUACCUCACUUUUACUCGCUAGCCUCAAUCCCUUUUUCAACGGCGCUCUCAUUUCUGUCUCUCGUGCACCUCUCUGUCUCAUCUCACUGAUCCGUGCCUCUUGAUGUCUCGGCGAGCCGUAUCUCCCAGGCCACUCGAGAGGCCACGAGUCGAAGGAGCCACGAUCUGAGAAAAUUCCACGGGUGACCAACUGUUGCCUGUCUUUAGCCUUGACUUUGGUGGGCCACAUUCGUCCAUGGAUCAGAACGUAAAUUGGUACCAACUUUGCUCGAGAAGCUUUCGUAGCACCGAUUUAUUAUAUGUACGGGCAACAAGAGUGAAUUAUUUGAUAACUCGGUCAUUUCAAGUGGUUAUCACGUAAUUCAGUCUGUCUUUGGCCACGUGAAGAAACUGGAUCCCACCUCAGGUGCGUAGUGACCAGUGAAAUAUCUGAUCUGGGCUCAUGGACGACAUCAUAGGAUCAGAAUCUGUAUUGAGACUGGAGGAAUCCGAUGAGCUAUGAAUGAUGUCCAGUAGGGGGCGGGUCAUGCAUACACUUCCUGUGACCAGUUGAUUAAAACACGAGGGAAUAUCACUGCAUGGUUUGUAUAUUUUCGACAAGCCAUAGCGCCGCAGUGGCGAGAUGUUAACUACCUCGUCUGGUAUACAGGAGGUCGUGGGCUCGAUCCCGACCCUAACGCCAGUAUAUUUGUUUGCAUGUUCUUCCCAUGGUCACGUGUUCAUUUUUAUUCGGGGUCUUCUGGCUUUUCCCUCCACAUUUAGAAUCAACGUGCGUUUAGAGUAUUUGGCUGCAAUACAUUUCCGCAUGAAAGCCAACUUCGUUGAGCUAUCAUUUGUGGCCAGGUCGCUUUGCAAAAGAGCUAUAAAUACAAAAUAGUUUUUCGUUUAAAUAGUUUAGUUUCCAAGUCCCGACCUUGACGUCUGCUUUGUGUAACGAGGCUCAACCCUUUCCCCUGGCUACACAAUCGCUGACCUUAAUCAAAUCGGCUGAGAGCCCAUUGAGAUCAUCACGUUAUUAAUGUGUAUUGCACGUGUAACGAUAUCUUAUUAAAUCAAAAGCACCACAGAAGGGAAAGCCGAGCAGUAGCAAUGAUUCCGAGUAACGGUUGUGUCACGUCCCUGGACGAGGAAGGGGGGGGGGGUUGGAUUCUCAUUCUUCGUCCUCUCUGGCCUGCGAGUCUCUCCCCACUUGGUGGGAGCGAGACUGCUUUGUCGGGUCCUGGCAUCGGCCUGUCAUGGUACGGGUAGAGGGAUUGCGUGUGGACAAGACGAUGUUGAAAGUUUGGGGGCGAGGGGGGGCGCAGGGGCAAACCACAACAAAGUUGAGCCACCGCAGCACCUGAGCUGUGCGCACGCCGGCACUGGCGGUGUUGGGUGGUCAUACUCUGCACGGCAGAGCACGUCAAAACGGUGCACCCGUCCGAGAUCUUCCUUUGUCACGGAUGCCGCCGCCUACAAAAAGCCCAGCGAAUUGAGAGCGAGGUUACACGAACUCGGGCAGUCGAGACAAUUGGGAGGGAGUCCGAGAGAAGUUGCCGAGGAGCGGUUUUCGGACCUUCGGCGGUGGCCUGCCGCUCGUCCGGCCGAGUGCUGAUGAUGUUUCAGCAUCGCAGUGCGACGAGAGGCCCUCCCCGCUGCACUUGCCACGGCGAUGUGGUGAAGUUCUCGCCUGGAUCGAUCGAGCGUGUGUGCGUGGGGAGCGGUGGUGUAGCGGUAGCGCGCUGCACCACGAACCCGACGACCGGAGUUCGAUUCCCGCUCGCGGACAACACCAGUGACGAUUAUCUGAACCGAUCCUCGGCCUCCUCUGGGUCGACUCGGCCUCAAAUGUGUACCUGGUGCGAUGUGUAAACAUCGCCACUGGGGAGACAAAGGCGGUCGGGCGUGGUGCUGGCCACCCACCCCCUCGUGUAUCGUUCCGGCCUUCAUAGGUGCUCGCUAAACACUUGCCCCUCCAGUCUGUUAAGGCUAUACGGGGCAUCUUUGUGUGUCUUUUGCGGCACUUGCCAGCUAGGAAUUCGCACCACCAGAACCCCGUAGCCCCGCUCAGCACGGUUGGCCACGUACCGGUGGCGCAAGAAGUUGAACUUCCGUAGAUAACGCGCUGCUGGUGACGGAUGGCAAUCCAUUCUCGUCUACAAAACAGAGGGGUAGGCGCAACGUUUGCUCUGUCACGGUGAUCGGGUUCGUUGGUUGCGUCACGAUGCCGGAUGUUGGGCAAGGUGUUCGAGGACUGUGGUUGCCCAUGCAAAGUUUUAUUGGCGUCAACGUGGCCGUGGUCGUUCUCGUGGUCAGGGCACAGGUGAUAUCGGCCAAUGUGUUUCCCCUUUGCUAGGCGCCGUGAUUUUUUUUAUAUCCACUUUUGGCACUGACCCACAAACUGACGUCCAAUCCACUGUGUGCGUAUCACAAAUCAGUUUUACGUCACAUUUUAAAACGAAUCCCAAAACCUAUGGUGUCACGCGUUUGUAAAUGUAUAUGGUUUUUUAAAUGUCCAUGCCCGAGGGGGGAGAUGAUGCACGGAACCCUACUAUAGGAAACGAUCCACCACAUGAGGACCCUUUUUCUCAUCGUCAGUGAUGAUUACUUUAUAAUCGAAGAGCGCACACGCGCAUCAUUAGAUAGUUAAGCAACAUCGCUGGUUUUGAAACGGCCCUUGCCCUAUGAAUUGCGUUGCGUCUGGACGAGACUGGAGAGCGCUUUGAACGCAUUUUCAUUCCGUUCCGGGGUUUUGUUCCACGCUGGCCGAUGCAAAGGUCGGGGAUGAUCUCGGCAUUGUUUGUAGCCACCGAUUUGAAGCACGGCUCUUGUGUGAUCCUGGGCCUCCUCUAGGUCGACUGGGCCUCCUCUAGGUCGACUUGGCCUCAAAUGAGUACCUGGUGCCCUGUGCGAAAGAUCUCCACUGGGGGAGGCAAAGGUGGCCGGGGCGUGUUGCUGCCCCCCCUCCCCCCUCAUGUGCCACAGUGCUGGCCUUCGCAGGUGCUACUCGCGAACAGCACUUGCCCCAACAGUCUGUAAAGGCUUACAAGAGGGGGGGUUCUUUUAUCUUUGUAUAUAUAAAAGCAAUGGCACUCCUCCGCCCGGUUUGAAAUUGACACAUUUUUUUCAAAUAAACGAUUCAGUGGCCAGGGCUUGCGUUGUAACGUGUCAUAAGCAUCGGAUGUAAUAUAAUUUGAAGAAAACAAAUAUUUGUAUUGUGGGACUCGCCGACCACUUCCUUGCAAGUGCCUUCUUCCCCCCGCUCCCUGAGACCAAUAAAACUUCCUUCAAAGAC